Molecule: messenger RNA, 405 nt
Organism: Strongylus vulgaris
Lineage: Eukaryota; Metazoa; Nematoda; Chromadorea; Rhabditida; Strongylidae
Source: the annotation of a GenBank genome assembly
AUGUGGUUGAAGUUUGUAGUCCUUCUUCUUGUUAUCUAUUCCGUUUAUGGAUCCAUUAUGAUUCAACAAGCAGAGGUUGGUAAAAAAGUUGAACUCAGGUUAGGGUCAGACGUUGUAACGUGGAAACGCGUAAGAAAGGAUGACAUUGAGGAGUUCAUCAAGUAUUGCGGACCAACCGAAAAAGGACCGAGAUGCAGUCAAUUCGUUACUGCAGACAACAAACCGGCAGUUCCUGAAACAAAUGCUCAUGUGAACAGGGAUGGCACACUUGUCAUCGAAUCAUUCAAGGAAACCGACGCUGGUCUCUAUUCAUCGCCUGACCAGAAGCCAAACAUUGAAAAGCAACCAGACGGAAGUGAAACCGCAACUCUUGCCGGCCAUAUUGAGCUUAUAGUCAAAGAAUAG